Messenger RNA from Neltuma alba, 2819 nucleotides. RefSeq lists its product as uncharacterized. The transcript has a single exon. The record is from RefSeq and is a predicted model, not a curated record. NCBI's taxonomy places the organism in Eukaryota, Viridiplantae, Streptophyta, Magnoliopsida, Fabales, Fabaceae. Bases 286 to 2571 code for a protein of 761 amino acids.
UACGUGCGUAAGCCGGUAUCACCUCCUCGUCCAUUCCUUGGGGUCAAACGAGCCUGCUGUCAUUUCUACCGCAUGGCCACUUCAUUUGAAAUUAAUCUUUUGCGGGUCCCAAUUAUGAGGAUGAGAAAAGUAAACUACCUUAACUAUAUGCUGGCCCCGAAAAGGAAGGAAAAAAUAUGCAAGUAAUUCUAGAUGAGUCCAGAAUUUGGCGCUUAGCAUUUGGGUAGAGAAUAUCAACACUGUUGUGAAAGAAUCAUACUGGGUGAGAAGGAUCAACAACAAGAAAUGGGGAGAAUCGGGUGCAACGUCGAUGGAAUUCUUGAUGAUACAAAGUUCAGCCAACCAAUUCCAUGGGUAGGCGUAUAUAUAGUUGCAGCAUCGCUAGCCUGCCUGAUCGGAAUGGCCACAGAUACUAUACUUGGUAUUUGUAAUCGCAAGUUCUGGUUCCCUUGCAAAUAUUUCUCUCUUAAUGCAACUUCCCUAACCUUGAUCGGUGUAGCUGUCAAAUUAUCAGUGGAUUUAGACACCUCCAUGCCGCGCCCCUCUGAGCAGCUUGCCAAACUCAGCAGCAGUGCCUUGAUCUGCACAAUUAUGGCUAAUUCUAUGCCUUCUCUUGGAGCUAUGGAGACCAAAGAUAUGUUCAUGAACCUUAUGGCUUUGGCUAUACUUGUUAUCACAGUAAUUGUCAAUAUCUGCAUGCAAUUAGGCACUGGUGUUAUCUAUGUUUUCUGGAGAGAACACAUCCUGUUAAUGUUCCUCAUGCUCAUAUUACUCCUGCUCAUGGUCUCCUCUGCUUUGACUGUUCCAACCACCAAACAAUAUCUGGAAUACAAAUACAGCAAGAAGCAUGAAAUGGCAGUGAAAGAAAACUUGGCCCAGACAGAAGGGCCAAUCACCCAGAUAUUUAAAGAUAAACUAAUGAAAUUCUGGAUGAUGGCUCAUACGAGUAGUCCCCAGUUUGUGAUGGGGAGGUCACCAACAUGUACCGCUUCUGGUGCUUUCUGUCUUCUCAGUGCUAUAAUACUAGCCGUGGCUAUGCUUCGAUCCUACCUUAUGCCUUGGAGUUUUAGAUUUUGUAGAGGUGAGUCCGAUUAUAAAUGGUCAACCAUCUUGAUUCUGGUGACUCAGAACGCUGCUGUAGGAGUGGGUACUAUUGCUCCAGCACUGAGAUGGUUCAUUGCUAUAAAAUUCCGCUGCCCAGAGGUAAUAAAAAGGAGCAGCCACGAGAAGAAGGAAUUCAGAGUGGAAACUUACUGGAUAGAGAGCUUACAUGAAAUGAAAGAUCGCCCUUUGAAACUACGAAUCCCUGAUCGGCAUCGCAGGAAGUUAGCCCAUGAUGCAAAAGUUUUGUUUCUAGACUUUUGCAUCCGUGUGCAGAAGGGAAUCGUGCUGAUCAGCAAAGCGACCCGAAUCAUUUCAAUUUUCCUUGUGAGCUCCAUCUUGGCGUGUUGCCAUCACUGCAAGAUACUGAAACCCAGGUUUGAUAAGACUGUGUCAAGUAUUAGCUCGGGAACUGUGUCGCAACCUGAGCCAAAGCCAGAUCUCAGACGUUUUGUUCUGCAUCUUGAAGGGGAGGAAGCACUAGUGGAGGUGAUGCUGAAAGAGAAUCAUGAUGCUACCAAUCACUGGAUUAGGGUAGGAGAAAAGAGAAAACCUAGGCAUCUCAUGCAACUAUUAGAGAAAUCAUCUGUUUCACAGGGCUUUAAGGGAGUGGGAGCUUUUGACAGUGAUAAAGUCCCAUCUUUACAUCCUGAAGAGCCUCCAAACAGUUGGUCUCUGCCUUUGGUGACACUUACUGCUAUUGCAGUCGCACUUCCAAACAUCACUAGGGAUUCAGUCAAACAAUUGCUUGAUACUGUUCAUGAAGGACUUCACUUUGUAGAUCUCGUGGAGAAUACUCUGGACAAAGAAGGAGAUUUGAUUAGAGUAAGAAAAGCAGCACAAAAAGUGUGGAUUAGAAUUGAUCUCUACCGUAAGUGGUUUGGUUUGGAUCUGAAUAAGCUGUCGGAGAAAAGCCCAGAAGAGACGCUCCAAAGAUUAGCUGAUACUGCUAAAGCCAAGUACGAGGAAUUCAAGAUGAAAAACAUAAAUGUAUGCUUAAGGGCAAGCCCAUCAGCAUGGCCCCUCGAAGUAAUGGCAGCGAACUCCAUGUACAGAAUAAGCAACACUGUUCUAUUUAAUUGUAAAAGCAAGAAUGAAUUUGGAAGCGAGACACUAUUUGAGGAACUGACUUUGGUGAUUGCUGAUAUAUUGGGUUCAUGUCUCGUUAACUUACCACAUGUUCUAUCGGUCAAGUGUGUGAAGGGUGCCAUUGAAGAGAGGGAGGACAAUGUGCGACACGCCGGUUACAUUUUUGGAAAGACCAAGAAGAUUAUGGAAAUGCUAGAACGGAGAGCAUUUCCUAAUCUGUAUCGGAGAGGUGCGAUCAAGAUUGAUGAAUGGCGCUUAAUCCAUGAGCAGAACAGCAGGUUCUUCCCCUUCACUCCAUCUUCACCGGAGAAUAACACUGAGACAACUUCUUCCGAAUCAAGUGACCUGUCUCUGUGCCAGAUCAUCGUGGGCCCGAGCUAGUUACCAAGGACGAGCUGGUAAUGGCAUGAUCAGGGAGCGAAAGAAAAUGGAAGGCACGUGGAAAAAGGAGACGGGGGCAGUAACAUAAUUCCUAUUUGAAUGUUAAUUGUCUGUAAUAGGAACAUACCAUUACUGUGGUGCUUUCAGCUUACCUUAAUGGCAGACGCUACUGUUUGAUACACAGUGAAUACACACAUCAAUUGCAAAAGUAUGUUAUAUAAAUGCCAUAGGUAGAAUAUUUGCGUGUU